AUGCAUUCACUUAUUUCACUUUUCGUUCUGGCACUCCCUCUCACUUCCGCGCACCCACAGGGUUUGACUGAAAGAGACGGCCCGGCUGCUGGUAAUAUUAUCUCGUCUUGUGUAGCGCCAAAUACAAUUGCUUUGACUUUCGACGACGGGCCAUGGCAAUAUGAGAAAGACAUCGUCGCCACUCUCAACGCUGCCGGUGUGAAGGGGACAUUCUUUGUCACCGGCACUCUAUACAACUGCAUAUACUCUCAAGCGGCCCAGCUAAAUGCUACAUUCAACGCGGGUCAUCAAAUUGGAUCUCACACCUGGUCUCACGCCGAUCUUUCGACAAAGUCUGCCGCUGAUGUCAAGCUUGAGAUGACCAAGUUGGAGACUGCCUUUGCAAAUAUCUUGGGCGUCAAGCCGACCUACAUGCGGCCACCAAAUGGGAACUCUGGGGGACAGGCUGUCAGUGUUUUGAAGAGCUUGGGUUAUAGAAUUGUCAAGUGGGAUAUUGAUUCGGGAGAUUGGAACAAGCAAACACCAGCGUCUUCCCUACAGAAGUUUACAUCUUCCGGUGCAGGGUCGCAUAUUCCUUUGAUGCACGAGACUAUUCCUACCACGUCUACAACUCUUUUACCGUCGGUUAUCAAGUGGGCGAAAGGUAAGGGAUUGAACAUGGUAACUGUAGCAGAAUGUCUUGGUGACCCGAAUGGAGCAUACACCACACCCGUUGCGAAAACUGGGGCAAAGACCUGUUGA
Molecule: messenger RNA, 741 nt
Organism: Glarea lozoyensis ATCC 20868
Lineage: Eukaryota; Fungi; Ascomycota; Leotiomycetes; Helotiales; Helotiaceae
Product: Glycoside hydrolase/deacetylase
Exons: 3
Coding region: 1-741 (246 amino acids)
Biological process (GO): carbohydrate metabolic process
Molecular function (GO): hydrolase activity, acting on carbon-nitrogen (but not peptide) bonds
Source: RefSeq, a predicted model, not a curated record